Molecule: messenger RNA, 1203 nt
Organism: Trichoderma aggressivum f. europaeum
Lineage: Eukaryota; Fungi; Ascomycota; Sordariomycetes; Hypocreales; Hypocreaceae
Exons: 1
Coding region: 1-1203 (400 amino acids)
Source: RefSeq, a predicted model, not a curated record
AUGGCUCCUAACUUGAAGGGAGUUGACCAAGAUGGCUCGAUCAUCAUUCACGAAAAGCCUCGAUUGCCAGAUUUGAUCUCUAUUGGAUCAGACGGUAGCCAUGACGACAACAAUAGCAAGUAUUCCUAUGAAGAUAGAACGCCGACAAAGAGGAGAUCCGUCAAGGCCUUGGCGGCCAUGUUUGAAGAUCCGCAUGAGUCGCCGCUGACGACUCGAAAGCCCAAGACUGGGGCAUCAAAAGAUGCUUUCGGCCUGGUAGAAGGGGCCUACCAAGAUAAACACGCGUCACAUCGCAUUUACAGCAGCCCUUAUAAACCUUACCUCCCUGAUAAGGCUCCUCAUAAUUACCCCGAAGCUGCCGGGGACGUGGAGCUGAAAGACUUGGCGAAGGAUAAACGCAGUCCACCUUCAAACGCGUGGCCGCUUGUUGACACAUGGGAUGAUGCACAAGAGCCAUUUGCGAAUAGAAGAGGGGGACUUUUACCUGCAGAAACGCAAGAAAAGGGCAUACAGACAGAUGCACCUAUAUAUACUAGUCCCAGCAAUGGGACGGAAAAUAUCAACACUCGAGUCCAAGAGCUCGAAACACUCCUAAGAACGAAAUCAGCAGAGGCCGCACAACUCCAGUUGCGAGUACAGCAGCUGGAGGAAUCCCACCCGACGUCGCUCGGCGAAGACUUGCGAGAAGCCAGCAAAGAGAUUCAACAAUGGAGGGGAAAAGCCGAAGCUGCCGAGAGAAAGGCGGCGCGGUUCCAGCGAUUCACGACCCGGAUCAGGAGCAUCCACAGCUCUCUCGCCAUGGCGGAAGGAUCUCGUCAAAGCGGCGACGACGAGGUGAUUUCGCUAGAGGGGAGGGACGCGGAGGGGUCGUACCGGGCUUGUAGGGUUCGGUUUACAAAGGGGUUGGGGAGUGAAGUUUCUGGGAUGGCGAGGUAUGAUGGGUCUGUUGCGGAUGAGUUGCGGGAGACACUAUCGACGGAUGGAGGUGGAGUUGGCCUUGGGCUCGGAAUACAUGGGGAUUUACAGGGGCUCGAUGGAGCGACGAGUCCCCGGAUGGUGGAUUUCGGGUCUGCGGCGGUGGCGAUGUGGAUUGCUGCCCAGGAAUACCUGUUGAUGGAGGAGGGUGAGGCUUCUGGUUCGGUGGGAGGGACUACGAGUGGGAGUUCUUUGGAUGGGUGGGAGUUGGCGGAUGAGGACUUUUGA